GACUUUGGAGGGCGCAUUUUUCCAGUUGCUUCGUUCAUGUUUAAAAGGCCCAUUCUCCACUCGAGGCCGUGUCUGCCAUCAGGAGCUGGUACAGGUUUAUUGCUAACUCCACCCAUCCUGCCUUUUGCAAUAAUCUUCGGGAGGUGGUGAUUGUUUCCCCAAGUAGAAUGACAGAGAGAUUCCCUGAAGGCAAAUGCAGAGUGUGCUGUACGCCUGUACAGAUACUCGCCAGUUCAGACACUUGGGGCUGGGAACUCCCAGAGAGAGAGAGUGUGUGUGUGCGAGUGGAGAGAGAACAACAGAACAGCCAGCCAGAGAGGAGGAGGUUGGGGCCGGGGGGUGGAAAGGCACUGCUGGUGGUAGGAUUCUCAAACAAAGGGGGGGGGGGAGACUUUUCUCCCCCCCAUGUCCUCCGUUCCCACCCCUUUCUUGUCUCCACUGUUCACUGAAGUGCCUUUUGCUGUCCCGGCUCGAUUGACCGCUGAGUUUGAACGGGCCAGUCUGACAUGAUGUACCUCUGGGGUAACCAGGAGCCAACAGCCACUCCUGACGCCAUGGUUCAGCCAUUUACCACCAUCCCGUUUCCACCACCUCCACAGAAUGGAAUUCCCACAGAGUAUGGGGUGCCACACACUCAGGACUACGCAGGCCAGACCAGUGAGCAUAACCUGACGCUUUACGGAGGUACACAAACGCAUGGAGAGCAGAGUACUAACACAGCCAGCACGCAGAAUGGAGCUCUGACGCAGACAGAAGGAGGGGCACAGACAGAUGGACAGCAGUCACAGACACAGAGUAGUGAGAAUACUGAGAGUAAAUCUACCCCAAAACGAUUGCAUGUCUCCAAUAUCCCCUUCCGAUUCCGGGACCCUGAUCUCCGGCAGAUGUUUGGGCAGUUUGGCAAAAUCCUUGAUGUAGAAAUAAUCUUUAAUGAACGUGGCUCCAAGGGAUUCGGGUUCGUAACUUUCGAGAAUAGUGCUGAUGCAGACAGGGCCAGGGAGAAAUUACACGGCACCGUGGUAGAGGGCCGUAAAAUCGAGGUGAAUAAUGCAACAGCACGUGUAAUGACCAAUAAGAAGAUGGUCACACCAUAUGCAAAUGGUUGGAAGCUGAGCCCAGUGGUUGGAGCGGUCUAUGGCCCUGAGUUAUAUGCAGCAGCCUCCAGUUUUCAAGCAGACGUCUCGCUAGGCAAUGAUGCGGCAGUGCCCCUGUCGGGAAGGGGGGGGAUCAACACUUACAUUCCGCUCAUCAUUCCUGGCUUCCCUUACCCCACUGCAGCCACCACAGCAGCCGCAUUCAGAGGAGCCCACCUAAGGGGCCGAGGGCGGACGGUGUACGGUGCAGUCAGAGCGGUACCUCCAACAGCCAUCCCUGCCUAUCCAGGUGUGGUUUACCAGGACGGAUUUUACGGUGCUGACCUCUAUAUAGACUCUGCAAACAGCUUCAGAUCGGACAGGGUGGAUAUGCAGCCUACAGAUAUGCACAACCUGCUACUGCGACAGCAGCCACAGCCGCUGCCGCCGCCGCAGCCGCUUACAGCGACGGUUAUGGCAGGGUUUAUACAGCAGACCCCUACCAUGCCCUUGCCCCUGCCGCUAGCUACGGAGUUGGCGCUGUGGCGAGUUUAUACCGAGGUGGCUACAGCCGAUUUGCCCCCUACUGAAGUGACGUGACCCCCUGCAGAUGGGACAGCCCCCCAUUCAUGAGGCCUGGCUAUUGCAAUAUUUACUCCUAGAGGAACUCUAUAGCAAGAUGAAGAGGAAAAACAAAAAAAACAAAAACACACAAAAAAAACACAAAAAAAGAGAAAAUACUUUUUUAUACCUCACUAUGUUCUUUGAAUAUGUAUUUUUCCUUUAAAUUUCUGCCUUUAAUUCUUUUGUUCCAAAGAUUGUGCAUUUUUCUUUUUUUUUUUUUUUAACUGUGGUAAAAAAAAAAACGAUGCAUUUCCAUGUCUGUAUGUCCGUGCGUAGCUUAUUCUGCCAAUCACGGAAGAGGCAGUUAAUGAGGAAGGAAAGACUUUAGAAAGUGACCCAUUCAGUGAAUCAGAAGUGAACAGGCAGAAUGACCGAAGUGAGUGGCGCGGCAAGCAGUUGUGGGACUGGCCAACAGGGGAAAGGGGCUCCAUUCUCUCCUUUCUCCAACUCUUUGCCUUUUAUGUUUCUUUGGUGGGCAAUCCUGAUGGACUGUGGCUGGGAUCCCCACGUGGAGGGGCAGCGGGAAGGAUUGGGGGUUCGCGUAGCCGGAGACUAACAGAUGCUUUCCUCUCUCCUCUUCCCUUCUCCCGUUUCCCCAUUCAUUGCUGAUAUCCCUCCAGUGAUAACCAUACCCAUUGUUAAUAAUGCACAGACAGGCUGAUUGGCACCGAGAUCACCAAACCUGUCCUAGACUGUGGAUAAUUAAAAAAAAAAAAAAAAAGCCUUCAUUAGGAAACAGAUCUUA
Messenger RNA from Sarcophilus harrisii (Tasmanian devil), 2442 nucleotides. It is a transcript of the gene RBFOX2, whose product is annotated as RNA binding fox-1 homolog 2. Gene Ontology annotation, biological process: regulation of alternative mRNA splicing, via spliceosome; nervous system development. The transcript has 14 exons. The record is from RefSeq and is a predicted model, not a curated record. Gene Ontology annotation, molecular function: mRNA binding. Bases 507 to 1673 code for a protein of 388 amino acids. Gene Ontology annotation, cellular component: cytoplasm; nucleus. NCBI's taxonomy places the organism in Eukaryota, Metazoa, Chordata, Mammalia, Dasyuromorphia, Dasyuridae.